This is a messenger RNA of Penicillium verrucosum, 6876 nucleotides long. RefSeq lists its product as uncharacterized. The transcript has 2 exons. Gene Ontology annotation, biological process: double-strand break repair via homologous recombination; replication fork processing. The coding region runs from base 1 to 6876 and encodes 2291 amino acids. Lineage: Eukaryota; Fungi; Ascomycota; Eurotiomycetes; Eurotiales; Aspergillaceae. The record is from RefSeq and is a predicted model, not a curated record. Gene Ontology annotation, cellular component: nucleus; Cul8-RING ubiquitin ligase complex.
AUGCAAAUGGAAUCAUGGCGACAACGAGGAUAUGUCCCCGACUCGGACGAGGAAGAUGGAUUCGAUUCUCUAGAUGCGAAGAACGAUAAUGUCGAAAAUAGCCCUGUCAUCGAAAAUCUCGAAUAUAUCAACAACCCUUCAUCUUCGCCGAAGGAAGGGACGAGUGUAACGAAGGAGCAGCAAGAGCAUGUUCGGGCUGAGAAUGGCUCCAUCACGCUCUCAGAUACAGAGGAGGUGGUUCGUCGGCACACGAAUGGACCAAGUCCUCACCUGACAAAAGCCGCGCAUGACGAAACGACACCAAAACAACGGAGAGGACGCAAGACCUACGGACUUCGAUCGUCGGCUACGAAAUCAACGAAUCGCCGCAGGAUCGAGCUGCAUCAUACCAAUUCCCCCGCAAAGAAUACAGCCAGCAUAUACGAUUUCCCAACGUCAUCGCAGGAACAUGACAGCCCUAAAUCGAAGCCCUCGAGCCGCGAGUCUACACCGAAACCCUUGAAGACCACAGGACUCUCGCAACCACAAGUUAUAGUAGAGCCGCACAACUCGAGGGCAAACACACAGGAUGAAACCUCAAGCACCCGGAGCUCCUCUCCUGACGAGCUGAUGUUGAUACCUCAGCCAACUCGGAAGAAAAAGCCCGUGGCCCAGCAUGUCCAGCCAAUAGAGGCGCCACAAUUACCACCACCACCACUACAGGAUGUUUCGGAUGAUGAUUCUCCGUUAUCUUCUGUACCGUCAUCCUUGAGUUCUCCACCGGCCAACGAUUCUACAAAAACACAGGCAGAUGGUGGGAUGGGGGCAGAACCAGAAAGACCGGCAGAUAGGGAGGCAGAUCUUCGACAGGCAGUGCUCGUUGAACUAGAUGCCAAUCCGAACGAUGCAUUACCCCAUCUUGAUAUCCCCGAAGAAGUGUUGCGAGAAUUACCGCAUGCUGCGCAAAGAACAUUCCGGAAGCGCAACGCCAUCCAACUGCACCCGUACCAUCUGGAAUAUAUGAAGUUUAACCAGCAACUGGUAGCGCGGGGCGUCAAGCCUUUUGGUCGACCUGCGCAGCAAAGACAGCAGAUUACUGAUGAAAGCCAAGGGCAGGAUUCAUAUGACCCCAAUGCACCUCCGUCAAGUCCCCCUCUUGAAGAGUAUCUUCCACCGAUAAGACAUGAGCGACAUCGUGGCCCACAAUCUGAUGCGGAACGCAACGACUCAGAGCAUCCUCGGCCAUCGCAAGCUCAUUUGGCAAAGCGGCAGAAGACUUCUCAUUCUGAAACUCCAAAAGAACGUCGAAAUUUACACAAACCGUCCAAACCUCGUGGCAUCAGAGACAACAAUACAGCUACAGCUACUGGGGAUCAAAACGGUCUCUCCAUAUAUGAUCUAUCAUCUAGCCCUCCACACGCAGGCCGUUUGUCUUCGACCUCCAGGACCCCUCGUGCAUCAGAAGGAGGGUUCCGGUUUCCUCAAGAACCCGGCCAGGUCCAAUCACCUGGUGCAGGUACAGAUGAUGAUGAGGAAGUACAGUCAAUCUCGUCCAACGGCCAGAGUGACCAAGAAGAAACCAAGUCAGCUGCCGAAGAGCGUGAAAUUCGACGAUUCCAACGAAUGAUUCGAGGAGCGCUCCCUGCCUCACAUGCUCGGCUGAAUCAGAAGAAAAAAGCAGACAAAGAAAAAGCCUCGCAACUAGAUCGUCAUGCUUCCUCGCAACGGCCGGAUGGAAAGGGUGUUGCACGGAAGCUCAUUCGAAAGGGUGAUCGAUCAAGGCAACCAGCAACGCAACAACCAAGGGGCUUGUUUGAUCUUGGAGAUUCUGACUCGGACGAUGAGAACAACCGCAAUGACACCACAGGGUAUGCUUCCAUAGCCGAUGACUCCAGCCAGAGGUUAACUGGCACCCUUGACGUCGAAGACCCCUUCGCGCUGGAAGGGGGUGAUAUCUCUGAGGAUAAUCGCAUCGACUACAUGUUCGGGCCUGUUUCGCGCAACUCAACGCGUUCUCGGCCCAAAACAAACAGUUUGAAAAGGCCGAAAUCGAAACAAAGUUUGCUCAAUGGGGAGAGACAACCGAAGAGACCUCGACAAACCCGAAUGACCGACGCCUCGUAUGGAGCACGAAGGACCAAGAAACCCUCAACCGCCCAGCGACCAAGGAUAGGAAUCUUGGAUGCGCCAGAUGUUGCCACGAAGCCUCGAACAGAGCAAUCGAGACUUCUUAGGGUAGCAACAAGACGACCACGCUCGCGUAAAGACGGAGGCAGACAGAGCCCUACUCAGAAGUUCGUGAAACUGGCCUCAAGGGAGGACACAGUGGAUGCAAAUGAGUCCUUGCGAGAUUGGAAAAGAGGAGCUAUUCGGCAGGCCAAGAUUAGCCCACCUCGUCCCAGAGCUCCCCAACACCGGCAUUGGGCAACAAAUCUUUCGAUUCUCAAUGCUCGAGCCAAAUCAAAUUCCAAAAUCGGCCGGAUACCGAACCAAUUCCUUAACGCAGAGGCAGAUACCGACGUUUCAAACACCAACGCAGUGGAACUGGAACGGACACAAGCACCGCCUGAAUCUGGUGCAGUAUCAGUCCCACCAAACCAAGCCCCAGUGGCUGAGUCCUCGUCCCGCCGAAAACCAGAGCAGCACGGUCACACAUGGGUUAUUCCUAGGAAUGUUGCCAUAACAUCUUUGAAGAGGAACAACAUUAGGCCUGCAGCAACUAGUUUGGCUGGUCCUGGUAAAAGCCAAACUGUGCUUCCGGCUAUGUUCAACCAGUCAUUGUCUAUUCUCAAUCGGCACUAUAAAAACCAGCGCACAUCUAAACCUUACAAGCCCAGCUUGACCUUGGAUCGAUAUGUCUCCGACAGUGGAUCAUUGAGUAUUGCAGGCAACUCUUCCCCCAUGAAUGCUUCUGUUGCCGCUGCUGCCGCCUCAGCCAAAGCACGAACUCAAGCACAAUCCCAAAAACCCCCCGUAUCUCGACGGCGGCUGAAGAAGCACCAACCCACCCGAAUCAAUCUCGAUGCCGACGAAUUCCGUCAAAAUCCAGAUCCUGCUACCAUAGUCUCUGAUGACUCGGAAACUCUGACCAUAACUGACGUCGGACAUGCACGUCCUUCGACUUUCAGCGUCGGUGGGCUUUUCAACUGGCAACGCUUCUAUCCGGUCGACUUCGGAGUACCAUCCCUACGUGACAAUACAUUCUUCCAUGAGAGUACAUUCAUAGGAAGCGGGGAAUUUUCUCGUUCGUUGCGAAUCGCCGAGCGGGACUUUGAUGGGGAUGCCCCUCCAUUCUCCAUCGAGCUCAGAAACGAGACUUUCAAAUGGAGUCGCUGGAACGAUACAGUAUCAUCGGAGAUGGGGCAAGUCUUUGAUGUCAUAAUCGAUAAUGUUGAGCGAAGUGCUGUUACCACCCCAGAUACUGGCAUUACGGCUGCUCUAGGGGUGGCAUGGCGAUUAUACAGGUUAUUGAUCAAGUACAUCACGGGAAACCUGGUUUUCAUUGACCCGGUUGACCGUACGGGCUUCGUCACUAGAGCCAUGGGGUUGGUCUCCCAGGCGAGAGAUCCGUUGGCCGCCUUUCUGAUUAGCGACGAAUACAACAAGAGUGGGCUCGUCAAGAUUGCUUUCUUCAACAUGGUUUUCUCGAACCAAAUAUAUCAAGUUGCUUCUCAUCGGCUCGUCAGCCCUGCCCUUGCGGCUGAAGCUUUUGAUCUUGUCAAAAUAUCCGCUAAAGACGUCGCAGGCUUGAUCACGUUCAAAGUCGGUUCUUCUGAGUUCAAAGCAUUGUUCAAGGAAAACAACGAGCCUGAACGCCACGAGUCGGGGAUUCGCGAUGAGUAUCCAUCGGCAGAGGCUUACGUUGUCACCAAACAUCUUCUACGCAGCUCAGACAACUACAAGGGCUGCUUUGAAGAUCUUCAGCUCGAGACCUUCAACAAUGGACUUAUUCGCAAUGAAAGGGACGUGGGCAGCUUAGAGGAUGGAUGGCGUGCCAUUUUUACAGUCUUGCCCCUCAACGAAAUAGAUCUGCUCGGGAUUGCGCGCCCUGGUUAUCAGCUGACAGCCGCUAAUGACAAUUGGAAAUUGGCCAAACGGCUUCUCGCCCCAGCUCUGGACCAUUUCGAGUCCAACUCCAAGGCGCAACCUAUCUCAUACAAUAGCUACUGUCGAACCCUGUUUCUCAGAUGUCACCGCCUUAUCAAUUCCAGGGGGUGGAGAGAAUGCAAACCUAUCUUGGACACGCUAUUCGACUUCUUCGCCAAGAAUACCCUGCACAACCUGAAACUCGAGGAAGCUCGUGGCUCACCUUCGUUUCUUGACGAACUUGAUAGCAAUCCUUCUCUGGAUGCCCGAGUGGGGGAACCUUGUUUCCACACAUUUCUGAAGAUUGUAGCAAGUGGCCUCCGCUUCUUGACGAAGAGAUAUGACAAGAAAAAGAUUCGAAACUUUGCCUGGCGUCUUCUGCCAAACCAUGGCCGUGUAUACCCGAAAGAGCAGCCCCUACAGCACGAGGACCUCGAUGCACUAAGAAAUCACCACGAUCUUCUUAGCACCUUGUACUGGGCUGUUCCUGAUGGGUGUCGCCCUCGACUAGAGACGAUACGCAAUCUGGUCCAUCCUGCCACUUCACAUCGCGAAGCGUGCAGUAUCAAUUUGCGCUCAUGGUCAAGGCUUGUUCGAUUCAAGCUUUCUACGGAUGAAGAAGUUUCGGGGCUCGAUCCGUUUGGAGACUGGUACGGCUAUUUUGUCACGGAACUGCAGCAACAGCAUUCAUAUGCUCGCAAAGAGAUUGAGGCUCAAAACACAGACGACAAUCGGGUUUCUCAACAGCUUGUUGAACGCACUAUCUCCCAGAACCAGCGGCAGAUCGAGACCUUGUUGAGCAAUGCGCUUAGCGGGCUGCGAAUUGCUGUGCAACUGGCCCCGAAACUGGAGCAUGCACACAGACUUGUUCGCAGAACUCCUUUUGAGUCUAUCCUUGCACUUUUUAACCCCAAGCUCCCGCGCGUGAAUGUCGUUGUAUCUGAGGCGCUGCAGGUCCUGGUUGCUUACACCCAGAAAGACGUUCCAGCUGCAUCCACACUAGAUGCUUCUGCGGCAGUGAAUACUGAUGAGGACAGUCAGGAGUUCGGUGACUGGGAUGCCAUUCAGGCCGUUUGGGAUCAGCAAACUUCCCCUAGUGAAGGUAUUGAACAUGUGGAGAGGGCUUUCCAUCCGAUUGUAUCUCGUCUCGUUUCGAACUGCUUUGGUGAGGACCACUGUCCAGAGGAUGCCAUUCUUCUCAACGUGGUAGAAUGCUGGACAUCAAUCGCGCAGGUUCUCAUUCGCCAUGGCCUCCGAAAUUGGGACAAUUAUUUGAGCGAGUUCGGCGAUGAUUCAUGGACGCGGCUUCGACAGACAGUUCAGACAAGAAAGUUUGCACCGCUGUUCCUUGCGGCAUGCAUCGAAAAGGACGCGCAGAUUGUUUCUGAUUGCCGAAUCCAAGUUAUGAGUAUGUGGGUGUCAUCGCUGGUCGAGCGCUCCUCGAUGUUGAAGUUUCAACAUCGUCUCACGGAGGCGCUUUUGAACGGAAGUCCCACAGAUCCCUUGCUUGCCAAUCUUCCGUUCUCCAAGGAUAAGAGGGUUGGCCGGUAUACAAUCACAUUGGAGGAAAUUGGCUCUCGGCGAUUAUCUCUCCUCUCGAGCCUAUCGUCUAAUAUGCGUGAGCAGCUCCAGGACAUGGAACUUUCUGGCAGUCGGAACUUCUCUGUGACCAAACAAGAGUACUCCGAGAUGCUUCAGCGGGUGAUGACGUCUAUGAAAGACAACUACCAAGAGCUAGGUAACGGAACAGCGCAGGCUGCUCAAGGAGAAUACGUCGAGUUCGUGCAACGCGUCAUCGGUUUCCUUCAGCAGCAUACUAGCGACAUCAAACCCAUCGACCCCUUCUUCACGGACCCUGCUUCGUUCCCUUUGCCAUCUAGCGACCCGCGCUACAUUGUUGCGAAGCUCAAACGUUACGAGUCAAAGUUGUCGUCCAGCAAAGAGAUCCAGACCUUGACUGGGUUUGUUCAGAGCAUUUCCGAGCGCGCUGCCAUUGACGGCCAGCAGAGCUACCUGGUUGACCAGUUGCACACAUCGAUGAAAAAUACCUACGAAGCUGGGGACAAGGACAAACCCACUCUCCGCGCCGUGCUCUUGCAAUGUGUAUUUCCAGCAUAUCUCGAAGCGAUGCUUCUCAACCACGCUGCCUGGAUCCUCAGCCGUCCCAUCAUCCAGACCAUCACGCUGGAGUUCAAGAACCUUAUAUGUAACAUAGACACUCUGGAUCCAGCCUGCGUGUCUUCUGUCAUCGAUAUCAUCGAUGUUGUAUGCCGAGUCUCCUGUCAAUCACUGGCUGCGGUUGCCUCCCGUCGCCAUCGUCUGCAAAGUCCUCCAACUUUACUCAUGCUUGCCGCCUUCCUUGAUAUGAUCUCCUCGGCAUUACCAGUGGUAGAUUACAUCGAUCGAACUACCGGUGCUGGGGAGGGUAUUCUCAUGCACAUCGAGUGGAUCCGCGAUUUCGCCAAAGCCGUGAGUAAAUGUCUACACGACAUAAAUUCAGAUGCAGACUUGUCCUCGAGUAGUGCCCAUAUCGCAUUCCCUGCGAUCCCACCGCCCUCUGAUAGCAGGAAAACUGAGCUAUUUAGCACAGCUAAUAGCAUCGCCUCGAAUGAUCUCCAGAUCUAUCUCAGAAAAUGGUCUUAUCAUCAGGACAAGUACUACUUUAUUCGUCCCGGUCAUGAGUCACUGGAAAUCACAAUCGAGCCUGAGCUUGCUGUUCUGGCUGCGAGUCACAGUGAAGCGCAAAAGACCUUUGAAGAUGCGGCGGUGGGAUUCAUUGAUCGUGCGAAGGCUCUGGAGUUACUGUCUUGA